GUUCCACUCGGUUCAGGGGUUCUGAGGUGUAGUGAAAGCAGCAACGGUGCAACCGGUUGCACCGUUCCAGUUCUCGAGAUGUGGCUGACCGUUGUGUAUCUGUGUGCUGGGCUAUGGUUUCCAGUGUGGACUGCUGCUGCUGCUGGUGAUCCGGAACGUUUACCGAACGGCACCGUGCCGUUGCACUACGAUCUCUGGCUCGAGACGUCCAGUUUGGCCCGGAAUGACUUCAACUACCAGGGCAAGGUUGCGAUUCGGUUGGCCGUUGUAAGCGAUACGCCAAUCGACGGUGUGGUACUGCAUAACGUGGGCAAUCGUAUCGAGAAGACUGAACUGAAAAGCAUCUCCGAUGGUAACGUGAUUGCACAUGAACUAUCGCAAAGCUCCGAGUUACUGAAGCUCCGCACCAACCGUCUACUAAACCGACUCUCUGGCGAUGCGGAGCUACUGCUGACGAUAACAUUCAGUGGAUCGCUUGGAAAAGAAAAGAAAGGAUUCUAUCGAACGCAGUACCGAGGCCCAAAGCGUGUUCCGGUAACGGUGGCCACCACACACUUCCAACCCUGCUACGCACGGUACGCGUUUCCCUGCUUCGAUGAACCGGCGCUGAAGGCACCCUUCUCGCUAACGAUCGUAAGCAACCGCAACCAUCUGGUGGCGUCGAAUACGGCCAUCGCAAAAGUUACAAACCUCCCAGGUGAUCGUAAAACGGUCCAGUUUGAACAGACCGCACCACUGCAGACCUAUCUGGUGGCUUUCCUCGUGUCCACCUAUGAUGCCAUCCACACCAGAAGCCCAUCGGGGGUACAGGUUGGCGUACUGGCACCACCCAAGGAUCAGAAAGCGCUUCAGUUUAGUUUGCAGGCCGCAUCGGCACUGCUGACCCGGCUCGAGCGCUACACCGGACAAUCGCUGGGUUUGACGAAGCUCGAACACGUGGCCAUACCACGCUUUGGUAAUGCCAUGGAAAACUGGGGCCUAGUGGCGUACGAUGAGCAGUUUCUGGUACUGGCCGGUCGGAAGGUGCACCGUCAGCAGCGUGUCCAGGCGGUCAUCACGAUCGGCCACGAGACGGCCCAUCAACUGUUUGGGAAUCUCGUUGGCCCGGCCUGGUGGUCGUAUCUGUGGUUGAGCGAAGGGUUUGCUACGUACUUCGAGAUGAUUCUCGGGAGUGCCGAGUAUCCGGAUUUGAUACCGCUGGAGGAAAGCUUCGCUAUGCGCCAUAUGCGACCGGCACUGCAGGCGGACGCUGUUCCGGGAGCUCAUGCGCUAACGGUGGAACCACUACCGGCUAAUACGGCCCAGAUCGAGGAACUGUUUGAUUCGCUUACGUAUAGUAAGGCCGGGUGCGUGCUGCGUAUGAUCAACUGCACGAUCGGUGAGACCGCAUUCCGGGCCGGUGUACGACGGUAUCUCGAGACGCACCGUAACGGGGUAGUGGAACCGAAGGAUCUCUACGCUAGUUUCAGCCAAGGGAAUGAAAGUCUGUCCGCUGGUUGGCCCUCGAUCGAGGAGAUGUUCCGUAGUUGGACCGAUAAACCGGGCUAUCCGGUAGUGACGGUCGAGCGAUUGAACAUAUCCUACGUACGGUUUCGUCAGCAGCGUUAUCAACUGCAAGCGGAACAACCGGCGGACGACACCCCAUCCCGUUGGCUCAUUCCCAUCACCUACUUUACCAACAGUAGCCGCGGAAAGUACGAGUAUCGACCGGCACUGUGGAUGCGUGAAACGGACCGUGAGCUUGUGGUUCGCCUCGAGAUGAAGCGUACGGAUGUGCUGAUCGUGAAUCCACGCCAGAUUGGCUUCUACCGUGUCGAGUACACGCAGCAGAGGGAUUGGCAGAAGAUGGUACCAAGGAUACGGUCGUUGCCAGCCGUCACGCAGGCCAAGCUGAUCGACGAUGCCUUCGUGCUGGCCCGAAUAGGUCGCACCGGAUACGACGUGUGCUUGACGUUGUUGGAUCAGCUAAGCUCGAUGUCGAGUGCACUACCGUGGUUAACUGCAAUGUCCGAGGAAAAUGUCGGUUUUCUUCAGCGUUCCCUUCGUUCCUUCCGGUUCGACCGUGUCGUGCAAGGGUUAGCCGGUGAAAUGUUUCAGUUCUUUAGCAACACCAGCAGCAGUAGCGGCAACAGAAGGAGCACAGCCAUCGAAGCACAGGCACUGGAUCGUGCGUACGAUUGGUGGAAACGGCUCGGUGGAACUACACGUUCCGGUCGCCGACUGUAUGGUCCACGGUUUGACACCGGUUGUCCCCCAGCCCAGAUGCCUGCCCUUACCGCAGAUGAGCUAACCGUUGGAUUGGCCUCCCAGGACGAAGCGGAAGAGCUCCGUCUUUUCGGUCGCCUCAAGUGUCAAAAGCAAUCCCAGGACACGGCCCUCGUCACAGCCUUAGAACGUAUCGCCAAGAACGGUGGUCAAACGGACACAAGCGACCUGUAUCGGUUGCUGCUCAAGCUACUGGACCUUGAUCCCGGUCGGUUUCUUUCACCGGUGCUACAUAUCCUAACCGAUUUCGAUCGAUUACCGCGGGGUGAACCGAUUGCCGUGGCGGCAUUUCUACGCUUACUGAAUCGCAUCCUACUAGAGGUCACUGACCACAAGCAAGUGGCCGUGGUACAGCAGUUAAUAGGCCAACAUGAAUCCUUACUGCCACACAGCUUCCUCGAGCACGCCAGCACCAUCAUGACGUCAACGCUCAGCUGGCGUAUGGCGAAUGUUGCGAAACUAAAUCGUUUCCUCCGUCUCCACGGUGAUGGCCAGCUUCGCCCAAUUCAACGCUCCAUAGAACCAAUAGUAUAAGGUGACGGUCCAGAAAUAGUCCUUGCCAUUGCCAAUCCCGGACCACAACGCGUGGCUGCAUUAAUGAAGAGAGAGUGUGUCCUUUGCGCCGGUGGAGCAUCGAGAUCGAGAUGAAGAUAUAUCCCGGGUCCCGGAGUGUUGUUCUUUGCGAUAGUUGGUAGCACAAUAAGGCCAGCACCUGAUGUCGUUUCCUGGGAAGGAGACGGAGCAGUUCCAAUUCUUAUAUUUAGAUAUUAUUGUGUUUCCAGUUUCGUAGUACGUUAAACAUUGAUAGAGUUCUAAUAAAGAUUUUUAACUUCAAAUCGA
Molecule: messenger RNA, 3105 nt
Organism: Anopheles aquasalis
Lineage: Eukaryota; Metazoa; Arthropoda; Insecta; Diptera; Culicidae
Product: glutamyl aminopeptidase-like
Biological process (GO): proteolysis; peptide catabolic process
Cellular component (GO): membrane; cytoplasm
Molecular function (GO): zinc ion binding; peptide binding; metalloaminopeptidase activity
Source: RefSeq, a predicted model, not a curated record